AUGUUGACUUUCCAAUCCGUGCGUGCUCCUAUCAGCCGACGCACCUUCACCUCCACAGAUGCCACAAUGAACUCAUCCCCAAAACCCAGUGCCUACAAGGAAGGGAUGAAUCAAUAUAAGACCUUCACGGGCCCCUUCGCCAAGGUCUUCCUAGGAGGCGUGUUCGUCUACCAGGUGAUCUAUUGGACGUGGCUGAAGUUGGAGAUGGAUGAGACUAAGGUAAAAAAGAAUGAGCAAGUGGCCGUGCUAGAAAAACAGGCCCGGGAAAUCGCCGACUCCCAGAAAUAA
Penicillium canescens is the source of this 288-nucleotide messenger RNA. RefSeq lists its product as uncharacterized. The coding region runs from base 1 to 288 and encodes 95 amino acids. NCBI's taxonomy places the organism in Eukaryota, Fungi, Ascomycota, Eurotiomycetes, Eurotiales, Aspergillaceae. The transcript is spliced from 3 exons. The record is from RefSeq and is a predicted model, not a curated record.